UUUUUUUUUUUUUUUUGUCUUUAACUUCCUAAAACGAUUUUUCUUAUUUUCCUACCGCUUUGUUUGAUUGAUGCGCACAAUAUUUUUGUCUUUUGAUUCAUCAUCCAUCACCCAACUUUUUUUGUUUUUUUUGUUUCUUCUUCUUCUUCCCCCUCCACAGAGAGAGAGGCUUGACAAAGUUUAAACCUUCAUCUUCAUGUACCCAAUUUUGCUUAAGCUGAGGUGAAAGAGAGACUCAGAGAGAGAAGUUGCUUACUUGGCUUUUUAAUGGCUAACACUACUACUACAGUUGGGUUUUGAGAAGCCGAGAUUUUUCUUGUUCUUGCGAAAUUGUGGUGUUUAAAGGAAGAAGCUUUUACAUAGAUCCUCAGUUGUUUGCAUUUGUCAUCUAAUCAGGGUUUGAUUGACCAAAGAGUAGAGUAGAGUGGUGAUGAAAAUGUUAGAAUUUGGUCUUCUGGUUUAGAUGGCAACACCACCGGUACAGGCUCCUACGGAAGAGGUCUCACCGCCUACUCCACCAGUAGUAGUGUCACCUCCACCAUUGGUGUCACCUACACCAUUAUCACCGCCUACUCCACCAUUGGCGUCGCCUCCGACAUUGUCCCCGCCUCUUCCAAUGGCCUCACCUCCACCGCAGCCGUCGUCUCCCGGUGAUGAUGCUACUUCCCCAAGUAGAGAACCCAUUAAUGGCAAUUCACCGGAGAUCCUAAUCACUCCAGCUCAAUCUCCUCCUCCUCCUCCGGCUCCGGUGACCCCAGUGUCAUCCCCACCACCAGAACCUUCUCCCUCACUACCUCCACCAAUUGUAGCUCCUCCUCCUGCUCCUACAUCACCCGACCCGCCAAUAAUCGUAUCACCACCUAAGAGCUCUCCCCCUCCAGCUGAUCAGCCUGUCAUUUUACCCACUCCGUUACCCUCACCACCCUCGAUACCAUCAGCUCCGCCACCAGGCUUACCAAGAUAUUCACCUCCUCCACCUACAUUAGUCCCACCAUCACAUUCAUCUCCACCUCCGCCAUCACUUCCUCCUCCACGAUAUCCAGAACGUCCUCCUCCUCCACGGGAUCCUCAACGUCCUGAGAAACCUCCUCCACCGGAAUCCAAACGUCCUGCUCCUUCAUCUCCUCCUCCUCCACCAAAGGAAAUUACCCCAUCUCCCAAGUCAUUACCCUCACCACCACCCUCAGUUGUAUCCCCGCCUUCGCGUCCUCAAAAGUCUGUGCCAGGUUUUGAUAACCCAUCUCCAAACAACCCUACUCCUUUGACAGAUAAUUCCAGCAGCAGUUCUGGUAAUGGUACAGCGGUUGUCGUGGGUGCAAGUAUUGGAGUGGCCCUCUUGUUGCUUUGUCUUAUUGGACUUGUUGUUUGCUGCUUGAAGAGACGUAAAAGGAGGCCCUCAACCAUUGGUGGUGGCUAUGUUAUGCCAACGCCUGUGGAUUCCUCCCCAAGAUCAGAUUCAGUGCUUAUGAAGACACAGUCAUCCGCACCUCUAAUGGGAAAUCGUUCUAGCAAUCGAACAUAUUUUUCACAGUCAGAACCUGGUGGUUUUGGUCAAUCGAGGGAACUGUUCUCAUAUGAAGAACUUGUCAUAGCAACGAAUGGAUUCUCAGAUGAAAAUCUAUUGGGUGAAGGUGGAUUUGGUCGUGUGUAUAAAGGAGUCUUGCCAGAUGAAAGAGUGGUUGCUGUUAAACAGCUAAAAAUAGGUGGAGGCCAGGGUGACCGAGAGUUCAAAGCCGAGGUUGAGACCAUAAGCAGAGUACAUCACCGGAAUUUGCUUUCUAUGGUUGGAUACUGCAUUUCUGAGAGCCGGAGAUUGCUUAUUUAUGAUUAUGUCUCUAACAACAACCUUUACUUCCAUCUUCAUGCCGCAGGGACUCCGGGUCUAGACUGGGCAACACGUGUUAAAAUUGCUGCUGGUGCGGCUCGUGGACUAGCUUAUCUCCAUGAAGAUUGUCAUCCUCGUAUCAUCCAUAGGGACAUCAAAUCAUCCAACAUUCUUUUAGAGGAUAACUUUCACGCCCUGGUUUGUGAUUUUGGCCUUGCAAAGCUAGCUCUUGAUUGUAACACACAUAUUACAACUCGAGUUAUGGGAACAUUCGGAUACAUGGCUCCUGAAUAUGCAUCAAGUGGCAAAUUAACUGAGAAAUCAGAUGUGUUCUCCUUUGGGGUUGUUCUACUAGAGUUGAUCACUGGACGUAAGCCCGUGGAUACAUCCCAGCCUCUGGGAGAUGAGAGCCUUGUUGAAUGGGCUCGUCCUUUGCUUAAUCAUGCCAUUGAAACCGAAGAGUUUGCAGCUCUAGCAGAUCCCAAGCUGGCUAAAAACUAUGUUGGUGUGGAAAUGUUUAGAAUGGUUGAAGCAGCUGCAGCCUGUAUUCGCCAUUCAGCUGCAAAGAGACCUCGAAUGAGUCAAAUUGUUAGAGCUUUCGACAGUCUAGCUGAGGAAGACCUCACCAAUGGGAUGAGACUAGGGGAAAGCGAAAUCAUCAACUCAGCUCAGCAGUCUGCAGAGAUUAGAUUAUUUAGGAGAAUGGCUUUUGGCAGCCAAAAUUACAGUACAGAUUCUUUCACUCGUAGUAGUAAUAUAAGCAAAGAUGAAAACGUGUAAAUAUCAGCAACAAAACACAUUGCAUAAUGAUUUUUCCGAGAAAGAGAUCUUGAUUAACUUCAGAUUUGGAUCAUCUGUUUCA
Molecule: messenger RNA, 2687 nt
Organism: Camelina sativa (false flax)
Lineage: Eukaryota; Viridiplantae; Streptophyta; Magnoliopsida; Brassicales; Brassicaceae
Product: proline-rich receptor-like protein kinase PERK10
Biological process (GO): protein phosphorylation
Molecular function (GO): ATP binding; protein kinase activity
Source: RefSeq, a predicted model, not a curated record